Messenger RNA from Selaginella moellendorffii, 2100 nucleotides. RefSeq names its product probable leucine-rich repeat receptor-like protein kinase At1g68400. The record is from RefSeq and is a predicted model, not a curated record. The coding region runs from base 1 to 2100 and encodes 699 amino acids. Gene Ontology annotation, biological process: protein phosphorylation. Gene Ontology annotation, molecular function: ATP binding; protein binding; protein kinase activity. The transcript is spliced from 4 exons. Lineage: Eukaryota; Viridiplantae; Streptophyta; Lycopodiopsida; Selaginellales; Selaginellaceae.
AUGAAGGACUUGGCCGCAAGCAAAUGCCAAACAACAAGCUUUGGAAACGCAGCCAUCAAAGGUUCCGAGGUUUUCAAGCAAGGCUUGUCCCGACGUGAUCAGCAGCGAGAGAUUAGGGAAAUGCUGUGCAUUAGUCUCUGCUGCUUGCACAUCUUUUCGCUAGUGGGCAAGCUUUGGUUUUUCAGUAUGCCUUCACAUAAGGACAGACCAAAGGGGCAUGUCAUGCAGCCGGAUGUGUCUUCGGACAGGCAGGCACUCAUCGAUUUCAUGAAGUUUGCAGAUCCACAAAACAGAAUCUUGCAAUGGAACGUCUCCAGCCUCAAUCCAUGCACGGAUCAAAACGCCUGGCAAGGGGUCAGUUGCAAGAAGCCAGACAUCGGCCGUGUCACGUUUCUGGAGCUCGAGAACUUGGAUCUUCCGGGAACGAUAGCACCAAACACGUUGAGCAGGCUAGAUCAACUCCGAGUUCUAAGGCUCAUCAACGUCUCGCUCUCCGGGCCCAUUCCUCCCGAUCUCUCCAGCUGCAUCCACCUCAAGCAACUCAUCUUGCUCGGCAACAAGCUCACCGGUAAUAUCCCUGCCUCGCUAGGCACGCUGGCCAUCUUAGAUCGCUUGUCACUCCGAAACAAUCAGCUGGAGGGAGAGAUCCCGCGGGAACUCAGCAAUCUCCAGGAAUUGCAGACGCUCGGGCUCGACUACAACUCUCUCACAGGUCCGAUCCCAGAUAUGUUUUUCCCCAAGAUGACAGACUUCGGUGUCUCCCACAACCGAUUGACUGGCAGCAUUCCAAAAUCACUCGCAUCCACAAGCCCAACUUCAUUCGCAGGGAACGAUCUUUGUGGGCCGCCAACUAACAACACUUGCCCACCACUACCAUCGCCCUCGUCUCCACAGAAUGCCCACUCGGAACCUCGCUCUUCUGAAAGAGACAAGCUCAGCUCCCCAAGCAUCGUAAUCAUUGUCGUCUUCAGCCUCGCCAUCGUCGUGUUUAUCUGUCUCCUCCUCAUGUUCUACUUCAGGAGCGACGUCAAAAACAAGCCUGUGACGCACAAAUCGAAGAGUCCCGAGAAAAAAGAUGGCGGAGAGGUGCAAAGCAUAGACUCGGCGAGCAUGCAGUUCCCGGAGCAGCGAGGAUCAGUGGAGGGUGAAGCCGGGAGGCUAAUUUUCGCUGCCGAGGACAACCAACACAGCUUUGGCUUGAAAGAAUUGCUUCGGGCAUCUGCGGAGAUGCUUGUUCCCAAGGGCACUGUGGGAACAACGUACAAGGCUGUCCUGGGCGAAGGUGUCGUAUUCGCAGUAAAGCGGCUGAUUGACAGAAACUUGACGGAGAAACCCGAGUUUGAGAAGCAGCUUGCGUUUGUAGGCAGGCUCAAGCACCCAAACUUGGUUCCGCUGGUGGCCUACUAUUACUACGCGCAAGAGGAGAAGCUCCUGGUCUACGACUAUCUCCCAAACAAAAGCCUCUACACUCGUUUGCACGCCAACCGAGGAACGAACGAGCGGGAACUACUGGCAUGGCCGGAUCGCUUGCAGAUAGCCUACGGCGUAGCGCAGGGGCUGGCAUUUCUUCACCGGGAGUGCCCAACAAUGCCACACGGAAACUUGAAAUCCACCAACGUAGUAUUCGAUGGAAAUGGGCAGGCUUGCAUUGCGGACUUUGGGCUGCUGCCGUUUGCGAGCGUCCAGAACGGUCCGCAGGCGAGCGAUGGCUACAGGGCACCGGAGAUGUUUGUGGCCAAAAAGGUGACGCACAAGGCAGAUGUCUACAGCUUCGGGGUGAUGCUGCUGGAGCUCUUGACGGGCAGGGUGGCGGCGAGGCAGGGCAGCAGUGUUGACCUGCCCAGGUGGGUCAACUCCACGGUCCGCGAGGAGUGGACCGCCGAGGUGUUUGACUACGAGCUCGUCACCUACAGGAGAAACUCCGAAGAGGAGAUGGUGUAUCUGCUGAGGAUUGCACUCGACUGCGUUGCGUCCAAUCCGGAGCAGCGACCCAAGAUGGCCCAGGUUGUGAAGCUGAUUGAAGACAUCAAGUCUCCGGAGCUCAGCAGCAGCGACAUGUCUUUCUCGAUAGAACACCUGCCGGGAUCAGUGGAGCAGUGA